This is a messenger RNA of Spirodela intermedia, 816 nucleotides long. NCBI's taxonomy places the organism in Eukaryota, Viridiplantae, Streptophyta, Magnoliopsida, Alismatales, Araceae. The record is from the annotation of a GenBank genome assembly.
AUGGCGGAGACAAGAACGACAUAUCAAGGUCCAUUUGAGCUUCUGCCUUCUCGAGCCGGGUUGCUGCAGCUUUUUUUCUGGCCAUUGAAGUCUCCUUAUUUAUUUCUAUUGGAGAUUUCACUGAAAAUGCCUGAUAUAUUACUACUCUAUAGAAUAGCGAUGAACUUUAACAAAUCGUUUUCUUCUUCAAUCCCCUCUUUCCAUAAAGACAUUUCAUUUUCAAGAUAAACGUACAUAUUGAGAAUUAGUUCCAAGUUUUAGAGUGAGAUGAUAAUUUCUCUACUCAUGCACGCCGCUUAUUUUGAAGUGUCUGCACAAGAAUUUUCAACAGCCAAAUUUUAAGGAUAAAUGAUAAAAAAUUAAUCGUAUUUUAUUAGCAUUACGGUAAAUGUAUCACAUGAAACAGAGAUCACUGUCGAAUUGAAUGUCGAUUUCUUUUUACUUGAAUGAUACAAAAACAUUAAAAUUGAACGCCGACCCUUAAUACUUCAAUAAUACCAUUUAGACAUCAUGGUCUUAACAAUCGAGGAGAAGAACUCGCAGAGAUAUAAAGUGACUUAUUUUCAGAUAAGGCUGCUCGUCAAUCAUUACGAAUUUUUCGGUUUUUUUUUUUUUUUAACAGGGAAGAGCUCGUGGCCAGAACUCGUCGGACAAGAGGGGAGGACCGCCGCAGCGAUAAUCGAGAAGGAGAACCCUCUCGUUGACCCCAUCGUAGUGAAGGUGAGGACAGGCGUACGUGAGGACUUACGAAAUGACAGGGUGUGGGUGUGGGUUGACGAUAGCGGCAUCGUUGCAGAAACACCAAAGAUCGGCUAG